Molecule: messenger RNA, 1859 nt
Organism: Ruditapes philippinarum (Manila clam)
Lineage: Eukaryota; Metazoa; Mollusca; Bivalvia; Venerida; Veneridae
Product: kelch domain-containing protein 3-like
Exons: 10
Coding region: 181-1347 (388 amino acids)
Cellular component (GO): cytoplasm
Molecular function (GO): protein binding; chromatin binding
Source: RefSeq, a predicted model, not a curated record
GGUAUUUACCUAUCGCGAUACCACAACUUUCACAGUUUAAAUAGUUUAUGCUGUCACCGGUUUGCAACGGAAUAGAACAUUUUAAUUUGAACUAAUUUCUUAACACUUUAAACGAUUUAUGCCACCCGUACAUACUUAGAACAAUGUUUUGGUGACUGUAAUGAAUAAAGUGAGGGAAAAAUGCUGAGAUGGACUGUUCAUCUUGAAGGUGGUCCAAGACGUGUUAACCAUGCAGCCGUGGCCAUUGGCGAGCGCAUCUACAGUUUUGGUGGAUACUGCACUGGUGAAGACUACGAGACAAGACUGCCAAUAGAUGUUCAUGUACUAGAUACCAUCUCACUACGCUGGAAGUUACUUCCCUUACCAUGUAGAAGGCAUCGCCCUCAUGUAUUAUCAAGAGAUUCACAGAUACCAUAUCAAAGGUAUGGACAUACUGCAGUGGCCUACGGGGAUUUUGCAUAUAUUUGGGGAGGCAGGAACGACACUGAUGGCGCUUGCAAUGUUCUAUUUGUGUUUAAUACAGUUUUACGAAUAUGGGGUACAGUAGAUACAAGUGGACCUAUACCAGGGGCUAGAGAUGGCCAUUCUGCUUGUGUUAUACAGAAGAAAAUGUACAUAUAUGGUGGAUAUGAAGAAGGGAUUGACAGAUUUUCUGAUGAUGUCUACUCAUUCGAGUUUGACACUAAGACAUGGACAUAUCUCCGGACAAAGGGUACACCAGCAAGAUGGCGGGAUUUCCAUACAGCAGUCGGUGUUGAUAGAUUUAUGUACGUAUUUGGUGGAAGAAGUGAUCUGGGUGGUAAUAUGUUUACAAACAUGGAGUAUUACUGCAAUAAUAUACAAGGGUUUGAUACAGCCACUAACAGAUGGUUCCAGCCAUUAACUCACGGUAUCAUUCCAACAGGGAGAAGGAGUCAUUCUAUGUUCACACAUAAAAAGUGCAUUUAUAUAUUUGGUGGUUACAAUGGACAGCAUGACCUACAUUUCAAGGACAUCUUUAAAUUUGAUACAAAAACAAAUAAGUGGUCACUAGUGUCUGUGAAAGGAACAGGUCCCUGUGCUAGAAGACGUCAAUGUUGUUGUAAAAUUGGGACAAAAGUUUACCUCUUUGGUGGUACAAGUCCCAUUAGUCAAGAAGAACCGGACGCAGAGGAUGCUGAGAUUCCACUGAUGGAUCUGUCUGAUUUACAUGUCCUUGAUCUACAACCAUCCCUGAAAACCCUCGCUAAGUUAGCUGUACUAGAGUAUAAACUUGACACGUCAUGUUUACCUAGAGAUAUCAGAUGGGAGAUGGCUGCAAUGACAACACCCAAUGUGAUAAGUCGACCUUUGAACUCAAAUGGAUAAUAUGCAAUAUUUGUGUUACCAUGCUUUCUUUUAAUAACUGAAUUAUAUGUUCAGACAAAAACAGUUUUGAAUCAACCUUAGCAAAUAUUUUGAUUUAAGCAAAAAGCUUAAUUUUUGUACACUUUCAUUAAAUUUUUCAUUUUAUCAAAUUUUCUUUUUAUAGACAAAAUUUUUUCAUUUAUUUUAAAUGGUUUUGAGAACUGUUACCGGGUACUUUUAUAAUUUAGUGUUGUUUAACCCUUGCUUAUACUUAAUGCAUUGAAUGUUUAGGAUUUUGCUAUAUUAAAGUGAAAUAAGAAAAGUAUCAAAAUAUAUUUUGCCAACUUCAUAAGAACAGUUUAUUUGACUGUGAUAAUUAGUCUCUUAUUUGAAAUGACAUUGAUGAUAUAUGCAGUUUUUUUCACAUUUAAACGUUUUUCUCGUGUAUACAUGUUUGUGAUAUCACAAUUGUAUAAUUUAAACAUAUUUUAUGGAUAUAACGUGAAUAUAUGAUCUGAAUUACGUAAGAUCUA